AUGGGUAGUUCACAUUCAUUCUUUAUACCACAUUUUUAUGCAAAUAUUCGUACAAGUGAUGGAAAGACAUUUAAAUUAUCAUAUCGUCAUUUUGUUGAUCAUAUUCUAUUGCUUCGUCGAGUGAUUAAGCAUCCAGAAAUGACGCAGCAAGGUGAAACAUUGAAUUAUUUUAUCGAAGAUUAUUGUAGACGUAUGGCUCACCAAGCGAUUAGAACGAGAUAUAAACAAUGGAGACUUCCAUGGCAAAUCGACUGGAUCUGGCAUGUUCAUCGUCUUCAUCCAAUUGCCUAUCACAAUGACUGUAUUUACCAAUUGACGAACGAUAAAAUUAUCGAUAAAAGGUACCGACGAUUAACCAUAAAACAACAUCGAAAACAUCGUUCAGUUGCUUUGUCUGAAUCAAUAAACAAACCUUCAACGUUUGUUCCUUCGAUCGAUCUGACAAAUGCCGUACUUUGUCAACGUGAUUUUCUUGAAAAAUUCAAGGAACAUUAUCUUUUUUCCAUCAAUUUGCGACAUAUCAAUCAAAAUUCGUUUGAACAAAUGGUACGAAAUUAUGUUUCAUUUUUGAAAUUAGCCAAAAAAGAUGAAAUCAUUGUACCAACAUUCGAUAUUGAUUUAAUAUGGCAUACACAUAUGAGAUUUCCAUCAUCUUAUCAAAAUACAUCUAUAGCACUAUGUGCCUUUCUUCUUGAUCAUGAUGACUCGAUUGAAAAUGACACUUUACUCGAUGAUUAUCAGAAAACAGCUCAACAGUGGAAGAUCACUUACAAGGUAGAUUAUGGAAAAAAUAUCGACAAACAUCAAUUACACACAUCACAAUAUCUUACCUCCUCCGCAAUGAUAGCUGCACCGGUUGUUAUAUACUCAUCGGGUGGAAAUGCCGGUGGAAGUGGUGGUGGUGGUGGAGGUGGAGGUGGUGGUGGUGGUGGUGGUGGAUGUGGAGGCUAUUAA
This is a messenger RNA of Rotaria sordida, 954 nucleotides long. NCBI's taxonomy places the organism in Eukaryota, Metazoa, Rotifera, Eurotatoria, Philodinida, Philodinidae. The record is from the annotation of a GenBank genome assembly.